Molecule: messenger RNA, 5352 nt
Organism: Malania oleifera
Lineage: Eukaryota; Viridiplantae; Streptophyta; Magnoliopsida; Santalales; Ximeniaceae
Product: myosin-6-like
Exons: 40
Coding region: 372-4910 (1512 amino acids)
Biological process (GO): actin filament organization; vesicle transport along actin filament
Cellular component (GO): myosin complex; cytoplasm; vesicle
Molecular function (GO): ATP binding; actin filament binding; microfilament motor activity
Source: RefSeq, a predicted model, not a curated record
GUGAGAGGGAAGAGGGAGAUUAAAGAAAAUAGGGGAAGUGGGAGAUUAAAGAAAAUAGACAGCCAAAACAAGAAAAGCGGAGGCAACGGAAGAGCUUGCUUGCUUGCUUGGGGGAACUCUGAGGUUUAAUUCUGGUCUUCUCAACUCAAACCCAUAUUUGAAAGAUCAAGCUGGUUCAAGGAAGAAUCGGGGCGUGGAAGGAGUAUAAUCUCUGGGUUUGGGUUGGAUUGGAUUGUAUUGUAUCUGUUUGUACUGGUACUGGACGGAUCAGUCUUUGAUUGAGUUGAGUUGAGUUGAAUGAUAAUUGCUGAAGAACUUAGAAGUAGAUCGAGGAGUAGACGAAGUCUCUGAUCCGAUCAAGCUCUUUAAAAAUGGUUGCAUUGGUCAAUCUACCAGUUGGAUCUCUUGUUUGGGUUGAGGAUCCGGCUGAAGCUUGGAUUGAUGGGGAAGUUGUGGAGGUUAAUGGUCAAGAGAUUAAGGUCCUUUGUACAUCAGGGAAGACGGUUGUAGUUAAGGCUUCCCGUGUCUAUCCCAAAGAUGCUGAGGCCCCAUCUUGUGGAGUGGAUGACAUGACAAAGCUGGCUUAUUUGCAUGAACCAGGAGUUCUGCAGAAUUUAAGAUCUAGAUAUGAUAUGAAUGAGAUAUAUACUUAUGUAGGGAAUAUAUUGAUUGCUGUGAAUCCGUUUAUAAGGCUACCUCAUCUGUAUGAUAGCCACAUGAUGGCUCAAUAUAAAGGUGCAGCCUUCGGGGAGCUUAGUCCACAUCCUUUUGCUGUUGCUGAUGCUGCAUACAGGCUUAUGAUUAAUGAGGGGAUUAGUCAGUCAAUAUUGGUUAGUGGUGAAAGUGGGGCAGGUAAAACAGAAAGCACGAAAUUGCUUAUGCGUUAUCUUGCUUAUAUGGGUGGGAGAGCUGCAGCUGAAGGGCGGACUGUUGAGCAGCAAGUAUUAGAGUCCAAUCCUGUUCUAGAGGCAUUUGGUAAUGCGAAAACAGUCAGAAACAAUAAUUCAAGUCGGUUUGGUAAGUUUGUGGAAAUUCAAUUUGAUCGGAUGGGAAGGAUUUCUGGUGCUGCUAUUAGAACUUAUUUGCUGGAAAGGUCUCGGGUUUGUCAAGUGUCUGAUCCUGAAAGAAAUUACCACUGCUUCUACAUGCUUUGUGCUGCUCCUCCAGAGGAUGUACAGAGAUACAAAUUGGGAAAUCCACGGGAAUUUCAUUAUCUUAAUCAGUCAAAUUGUUAUGAGUUGGAUGGGGUUGAUGAUGCCAAGGAAUACAUAGCAACAAGGAGGGCAUUGGAUGUUGUUGGAAUAAGUUCUGAUGAGCAGGAUGCAAUUUUUCGAGUAAUAGCUGGGGUUCUCCAUUUAGGUAACAUUGAAUUUGCAAAGGGGAAGGAAACAGACUCAUCCCAGCCAAAAGAUGAAAAAUCUUGGUUCCAUCUUAGAACUGCAGCAGAGCUUUUCAUGUGUGAUGCAAAGGCGCUGGAGGAUUCUCUCUGCAAGCGUGUUAUUGUAACUCGUGAUGAAACCAUCACAAAAUGUCUGGAUCCAAACGCUGCUACUGUAAGCAGAGAUGCAUUGGCUAAAAUAGUGUACUCAAGGUUGUUUGAUUGGCUUGUGGAUACAAUUAAUAGUUCUAUUGGUCAAGACCCAGACUCAAAGUCAUUAAUUGGGGUGCUGGAUAUUUAUGGGUUUGAAAGUUUCAAGACAAACAGCUUUGAGCAAUUUUGUAUCAAUUUGACGAAUGAGAAACUUCAACAGCAUUUUAAUCAGCACGUGUUCAAAAUGGAGCAAGAGGAAUAUAAGAAAGAAGAAAUUAAUUGGAGCUACAUCGAUUUUGUUGAUAAUCAAGAUAUUUUAGACCUUAUUGAAAAGAAACCUGGUGGCAUAAUUGCUCUUCUGGAUGAAGCUUGUAUGUUUCCUAGAUCAACACAUGAAACAUUUGCCCAGAAGCUGUACCAGACAUUUAAAAACCAUAAACGCUUCGCUAAGCCAAAGUUAGCACGCACCGACUUCACCAUUUGUCACUAUGCCGGUGAUGUCACUUAUCAAACUGACUUGUUCCUGGACAAAAACAAAGACUAUGUUAUACUUGAACAUCAAGCUCUCUUGAGUGCUUCCAGAUGUUCUUUUGUAUCGGGUUUGUUUCCGCCAUCUGAGGAAUCCACCAAAACAUCGAAGUUCUCUUCAAUAGGUUCACGAUUCAAGCAACAAUUGCAAGCGUUGCUUGAAACACUGAAUGCUACUGAGCCACAUUACAUUCGCUGUGUAAAGCCCAAUAAUCUUCUUAAGCCAGCGAUAUUUGAGAAUGGCAAUGUUUUACAACAACUGCGGUGUGGAGGAGUCAUGGAGGCAAUUAGGAUAAGUUGUGCUGGAUAUCCUACGAGAAAGCCAUUUUUGGAAUUUGUGGAUCGAUUUGGCAUACUUGUACCUGAAAUUUUGGAUGGGAGUUCGGAUGAGGUUACUGCCUGCAAGAGGCUUCUGGAGAAGGUGGGACUUGAAGGCUAUCAGAUUGGAAAAACAAAGGUAUUUCUUAGGGCUGGUCAGAUGGCUGAACUGGAUGCACGAAGGAGUGAGGUCUUAGGAAGAUCCGCAAGCAUCAUCCAGAGGAAAAUCCGUUCUCAUUUGUCUCGUAGAAGCUUUAUCUUGCUGCGCCAGUCUGCACUGCAGAUUCAGGCAGUGUGCAGAGGACAACUUGCUCGGAAUAUUUAUGAGAAUAUGAGGAGAGAAGUGUCCUGCCUGAGGAUCCAGAGAGUUUUUCGCAUGCAUUUUGCUACGAAAGCCUACAAGGAAUUGUGUUCUUCCACUGUUUGUAUUCAAACAGGCAUGCGUGGGAUGGCUGCUCGUAAUGAGCUUCGUUAUAGAAGGCAUACGAAAGCAGCAAUUAUUAUUCAGAGUCAAUGGCGCAAAUACUUGUCCCGCUUGCGCUUCAUGAAGAUAAAGAAAGCAGCAAUUACCACGCAAUGUGCAUGGAGAGGACGUGUUGCUCGUAAAGAACUGCGGAAGCUUAAGACGGCUGCAAAGGAAACUGGUGCUCUCCAAGCUGCCAAGAAUAAACUGGAAAAACAAGUGGAAGAACUGACAUGGAGAUUACAGUUGGAAAAACGCAUGAGGGCUGACAUGGAAGAAGCUAAAACACAAGAAAAUACGAAACUACAAUCUGCUCUACAAGAGAUGCAAGUUCAAUUCAAAGAAACUAAAUUAAUGCUCAUGAAGGAACGUGAGACUGCCAAAAGGGCAGCAGAGCAAGCUCCUAUCAUACAGGAGGUCCCAGUUGUUGAUCAUUCAAUUGUGGAUAAGAUUACGGCUGAAAAUGAAAAACUCAAGUCCUUGGUCAAUUCACUGGAAAAAAAAAUUGAUGAAACAGAGAAAAAAUAUGAAGAGACGAACAAACUUAGUGAAGAAAGGUUGAAGCAGGCUCUAGAGGCAGAGACAAAGAUCGUUCAGUUGAAGACUGCUAUGCAAAGGCUUGAAGAAAAAAUUUCUGGAAUGCAAUCUGAGAAUCAGGUUCUUCGGCAACAAGCAUUGCUAAAGCCUCCAGUAACACGAAUGUCAGAACAUGUUUCAUCCCUGACAACUCAGAGUUUGGAAAAUGGUUAUCAUAUGAGUGAAGAUAACAGUACCAACGAACCGCAGAGUGCAACACCUGUUAAAAAGAUUAGCACAGAACCUGACAGUGUGUCAAGGAUAUCCUACAUUGAACGCCAGCAUGAAAAUUUUGAUGCUCUUAUUAAUUGUGUGGUAAAAGACACUGGGUUCAGUCAAGGGAAGCCUAUUGCAGCUUUCACCAUUUACAAAUGUCUUCUCCACUGGAAAUCUUUUGAAGCUGAAAGGACUAGUGUGUUUGAUCGUCUGAUUCAAAUGAUUGGUUCUGCAAUUGAGAAUCAAGAUAAUAGUGAUCAUAUGUCCUAUUGGUUAUCAAAUACAUCUACUUUGUUGUUUUUGCUGCAACGAAGUCUAAAACCUGCUGGUGUGACCGGUGCACCUCCACGUCGAAAACCAACUCCUCCAACAUCCCUGUUUGGGAGAAUGACCAUGGGGUUCCGGUCAUCCCCUUCUUCUGCACACCUUGCUGCCGCGGCACUUGAGAUAGUGCAUCAAGUUGAGGCCAAAUAUCCAGCUUUGCUCUUCAAGCAGCAGCUUACUGCAUAUGUGGAGAAAAUUUACGGAAUUAUUCGAGACAAUUUGAAGAAGGAGUUGGCACCCUUGCUUUCUUUAUGUAUCCAGGCACCAAGAACAUCCAAGGGAAGCAUGCUAAGAUCUGGGCGAUCAUUUGGCAAUAAUUCUGCAUCAAGUCACUGGCAGGGCAUUAUUGAAUGCCUCAACUCUCUUCUCAGUACAUUGAAGGAAAAUUUUGUGCCCCCUAUUCUUGUUCAGAAGAUCUAUACUCAAGUGUUCUCAUACAUCAAUGUGCAGCUCUUUAAUAGUCUUCUUUUACGCCGUGAGUGUUGUACAUUUAGCAAUGGUGAAUACGUGAAAAGUGGCUUAGCUGAGUUAGAGCUAUGGUGCUGCCAAGCAAAAGAAAAGUAUGCAGGUUCGUCUUGGGAUGAGCUGAAGCACAUAAGACAAGCUGUUGGAUUCUUGGUUAUACACCAGAAAUAUAGAAUUUCAUAUGAUGAAAUUACAAAUGACCUAUGCCCUAUUCUGAGCGUUCAACAGCUGUACAGAAUAUGUACGUUGUAUUGGGAUGACAACUACAAUACCCGGAGUGUCUCUCCAGAUGUUAUUUCCAGCAUGAGGAUACUAAUGACUGAGGACUCCAACAAUGCAGCCAGCAGUUCUUUUUUGUUGGACGACAAUUCCAGCAUUCCUUUCUCCAUUGAUGACCUUUCUAAUUCACUGGAAGAGAAGGAUUUCUCGGAUGUCAAGCCAGCACCAGAACUGCUGGAGAAUCUAGCUUUCCAAUUUUUACUUGAGUGAGAGGCUAAGGUGCUUUUCUCUUGCUUCCCCAAAAUGGGCGAUGAAGUCAGAAUCUCGUCAUUGCAAUGAAUUUGUUGUAAAUUCAUUCCAUUUUUUUUUUAUACUGCAAGCUUCUGUCUGCAUCCAUGCCCCUGCUGUACAAUUAUUUAUUUAUUUGUUUUAUUAGAUUCAUCAAAUCCAUAUAGUUAAAAGGGGCAGGGAUAUUUUCAUUAGUUUUCAAUUUGUGCACAUUCUUUUGGGUUGGUUUUGGUUUCUUGUUUUUUGUUGGGAGCCGCAUUCUUCAUAGAAAGUUAUAGUCGGGGUGGGGUAUGAAUACUGUCAUUGUAGAGUGGUGUGGCUGAAGUUUUGCCUUUUUUUCCACCCAAAUUUUUCUUUGUAUAAAGAAACAAGUAUGUGAAUUAAGAAAAUAGAGUUAUAAGAAUUGUUUGGUUAUUGGUUUUUA